UUCUCAGAGGCGAGACCCGGAGCUUCCAGGCCUCCCGCCCGCCACCACGUCUGGGGAUGCCGCCGCGCUCCUGCACCCGGGUCCCGCGGGGACAGCGGUGCGGGGUCAGCGUCCACGGGGCCUGACCCACGACGGCAUUCACACAGCACCAACCGCCGGGGGAGAAUAGAGCUACGUGCCAGGCUCAUGGGGCGGGCCACUGCGUUUCCUGUCCAGAUAGGGAGCCUCGACUUGACGGAUCGAUCCUCUGGCCAAUCCUCGGGGAGAAACGGGGCAGGGCCGGGGCGGGAAAGAGGGGGACGCAGGAGGUGUGUGCGAGUGACAGCGGUGGGGCCCUAUCCCGGCGAGGGAAGUGGUCUGCGGGGUGCAGGGGGGCGGGCCCGCGGCCGGGGGCGGACAAUGGGGGCGCGGGGAGGUGGUGGCAGGAAGAUGGCAGCGGCCGGAGGCACCGCGGAGCGCCUGGCGGCUGCCGCUCCCGCCCGGCUCCCCGGCUCGGUGUGGCUGCUGGCCGCUGCCGUCGCUGCGCUGACCGCUGUCAAAGUAUCAGCAGUAGAGGUCAACACACCGGAGGAGAUAUUUGUGGAGAAUGGGACAGACGCAAAGCUUCCAUGCACAUUUACAUCUGUGGAAGUGAUCAGCAGUGCAGCAUCUGUUUCUUGGAGUUUUCAACCAGAGGGAGCCGCAACUCGUAUCUCAUUUUUCUAUUACUUUAAUGGAAAGCCAUACCCUGGAAAGGACAUACCAUUUAAAGACAGGAUCACUUGGGCUGGAGAUCUUAACAAGAAAGAUGCUUCUAUCAGUAUAUCAAACAUGCAGUUCCGGGACAACGGCACUUACAUUUGUGAUGUCAAGAACCCACCUGACAUUGUUGUCAAACCAGGAGAAAUCCGAGUUAGAGUUGUGGAGAAAGAUAGCCUGCCUGCGUUCCCCAUUGCCAUGGUGGCAGGGAUAGUCAUCGGUACGGUUACAGGUCUCUCACCGCUCAUCUCUAUUGUCGUGUGUCUUGUCAUCAGAAAGAACAACUCUAAAAAACGAUACUCUGGCUGCAGUACAUCUGAGCGUUUGAUGUCACCGGUUAAGCAGGCUCCACAGAAGUUGCCCUCCGACACAGAGGGUCUGGUAAACAGCGUGCCCGCCAGAUCACACCAGUCACUCCAGUCUGGUUAUUCCUUGACAGAGUCCUCCAGAGUCUUCCCACAGGGCCCAGUCAUUUACGCGCAGUUAGACCACUCUGGAGGACAGCACAGUGACAAGAUUAACAAAUCGGAGUCUGUGGUCUAUGCUGAUAUUCGGAAGAACUGAGAGGAGAUCCUAAGCUAUCCAAAGGAAAACACACAUUCAGACUGGAAUUGCUUGAACAAGAUUUGACCCAGAGAACUCACAUGUGGCCUUUGAUGCCUAGACUAGGACCAAUGCAUGUGCAUACAGAGGGAAAGAUAUAUAUGUAUUGUGUGUAAAUAGUCUAUUUAAUCGUACAGAAGUGAGACCAAUGUUGCAUGUUGAAAUGCGGUAAGAAUUUUGCUUAUAAAUUGCCAAUAUUCUUUUUUGUAUCUUGUGUGACGAGAGAGAAAGUGAAAACUCGCAUCACAAUUUUAAAAUAUUUUUAUCUUGAUUUUUAAUGGAGAAACUGGAAGAUGCCUGAAGAUUCUAGAUUGACCUGGAUUCUUUUUUUUGCUUAUAGGAACUAAUUUCUUUUGUUGAGGUGAAUAUAAAGAAGACACCUUCUUUAUAUUCACAGAUUUCUGUAUGUAUACAGUAUCUUCAUUGUUCUUGGUCAGAUUCUCAGUAUGAGCUGCCUUUUCAUACUAACUAGACACUCCCACUGGUUUUGUAAGCCAAAUUGUGAUUCCUAGCUAUCAGAAAUGUAUGUCUUAGCAGUGUAAGUGAAGGAAAUGUUUAGGCCUACCUGACCUGUGUAAAACAGGUCACAGAACUGUUUACUUCUGUACUGAGCCCACCUAUUCAAGCUUAGUCCUUUAAGGCACAGGGAUAGUGUUGAUCUAAUGAAUUUUGUGAAAUGGUAGUUUACCUGUGAAAACUCAAAAGCUAGUGAGUUAAAGGGAUAGGAAGCUGCAGCUGUAGGUGGUUGCCUCAGACUGUUGAACCUUCCAAUGAAGUGUUUCUUCCUCAAAGCUCUGUCAUUUCAUAUAAGCAUGAAAAAGGGCUGCAAGGGAUCUGGAAGCUGUAGUAUCAAAGUAUCACAGUAUGUUUGGGAUUGGAAGGGACCUCAGAAGAUCAUCUAGUCCAAUCCCCUUGCUGGAGCAGGAACGCCUAGGUGAGGUCGCACAGGAAUGUGUCCAGGCGGGUUUUGAAUGUCUCCAGAGAAGGAGACUCCACAACCCCCCUGGGCAGCCUGUUCCAGUGCUCUGUCACCCUCAUUGAGAAGAAGUUUCUUCUCAAAUUUAAGUGGAACCUCUUGUGUUCCAGCUUGAUCCCAUUACCCCUUGUCCUAUCAUUGUUUGCCACUGAGAAGAGCCUGGCUCUGUCCUCAUGGCACUCACCUUUUAUAUAUUUAUAAACAUUAAUGAGGUCACCCCUCAGUCUCCUCCAAGCUAAAGAGACCCAGCUCCCUCAGCCUUUCUUCAUAAGGGAGAUGCUCCACUCCCUUAGUACUCCCUGACCUCUCUCCCAUGGCUCCAUUAUACCACUUUUACUUCCGUAGAGAUGUUUUAUCUGUUCUUAAAAGCCUGUAGUGAAGGCUGAAUGACCUCUGCAAAAAAUCUAGGGCUUUACUCUUAGAUUUUUUUUUUUUUUGGUGUAUUUUUGUGUGUAACUUACAUUUGCACAGAGGAUGCAGAAGGCAGUUUAUUUCCUUCCUCACUACAAGUCUACUGCUUGAAUAUAAUUUCCCAACUUCUUGUUUCUACAUUAAAUUCCUUGUAGAUUGUUAAGGAUCUCUGAUGAUUCUUUUCCUCUGAAGAGGAUCUUUCUUUAGCUGACCCAUUUGUCUCCUGAAAUCUGGUGCUCAAUACUAGAAGUGGCAUUCCAACUGAGGGCUUUUCAGAGUAGCAUGUAGUAGGGGGAUUUCUGUUUUGUACAUCCUAAUGUGGUUGCUUUUUUUGUAGCAGCAAAUAAUUUUAAGUUUGGUCUACUGUAACCCCUUCUGUCUGAUUUUACACAUUUUUCUAGUUCAGUCUGUUUCACAGAAUCAGUCAGAGAAUGGUUGUGGUUGGAAGGAACCUCUGGAGAUCAUCUAGUCCAAACCCCUCCUCAUGUAGGUUCAGCUGGAGCAGGUUGCCCUGCACGGUGCCUGUUUGGGUUUUCCGUAUCUUCAUAGAUGGAAACUACAAUGUCUGUUGGCAACCUGUUCCACUGAUCACUUAGAGUAAUCAAACAGUAAAAAAGUGCUUCCUUAUGGUCAGGUGAAAUUUCAUUUUUUAAAAUUUCUGUCCGUUUCUUCUUGUCCUGCCAGUGAGCACUACUGAGAAGAGUAGUGCUCUUAAUUCCUUCUCAUCAAGUAUUUACACACAUUGAUAAGAGUCCUUUCAAGCCUUCUCUUCUUCAGGCUGAACAGUCCCAGCUCUUUCAGCCUUUCCUCAUAUGAAAGAUGCCUCACUUUAUCAUCAUUGUGGCGCUGCACUGGACUUGCUCCAGUAUGUUCAUCUCUCUCUUGUACUGAGGAGGCCAGAACUGGACACAGGACUCCAGGUGUGGCUUCAGCAGUGCUGAGUAAAAGGGAAGGAUCUCCUCACUCGACCUGCUGGCAGUACUUUGCCUAAUGCAGCCCAGGAUACCAUUUGCCUUCUUUGAGGCAGGGACACAUGCUGGCUCCUGUUUGUCUUGGUGUCCACCAGGACCCCCACAGGGCCUUUUCUGCCAAGGUGCUUCCCAGCUGAGUGGCCCCCAGCAAGUACUGGUGUGUGGGGUUGUUCCUCCCCAGGACUUUGUUCUUCACCUUCACGAAAUUCCUCUUAGCCAAGUUCUCCUGCCUGUCUGGGUCCCUCCAAAUGACAGCACAACCAUCUGGUGUGCUAACAACUAGCAGCUCCUCCUGGUUCCAUAUUGUCUGCAAAUUUGUCUCUACUGAAAUGAUGUUGUGGCUUUUUCAGACAUCAUCUUCAGUUUGUCAGUUGAAAACUCGGUUUAAAUUCUGAUCCUGUCCUUGUGAGCUUGCAACACUCUUUGCUUGCUACUUGCGAACUUAUGCUUAUGUUCCACUGUAACAUCAAGUCAAUGAAAAAAUUGCUUUGGGCAGAUUCUUUCAGAACCACAUUAGAUAAUCCUUUAGUUAUGACAGUGCAACUUCAGUAACUGUUUUGUGUGCAGUGGUUUUUUUUCCUCCAACAAAGUUGGGUAUGCCAACACUACAGUCUUUCAUCAGGAUCAGGCUUCACUGGUUUCCUGACAAACACCUGCCUUUGUUAGAAGCCUCAUUAAGAUGAGGAUGAAUCCUGCUGCUGCCAUUUUACUUGUCUACCAGGCCAUUACUUCCCAACAGUUGUCUUACACUUAGUAUGAAAUUAAUGCUUUUGACAUGGUUGAUGGAGAAACUUGAUUUUGAUCUGCCUCUGUUCAUCCCUGUGCAUCAUCAUCUUUCUCUCCAGACAUUUUAGAGUAAGAGGGAAAAAUGUGAGGGAUGUAGCAAUCAAAAACUUGCUGCUAUGAGAAGAUAGAGCUGUACUUGGCUCUGAAGUCUGCUAUUAAUGUUUAUUUCUUUUCUUGCUGGAAUAUAUGGGAGAAUCUGAGCACAAUCCUGAUCUUAUGCUGAUUUGAAGAAACAUGCCGAUCUGGUUGGUGCUGACUUUAGGAAACGUGCUGAUCUGGUGCUAACUUUAGGAGACUUACUGGUCUGGUUGGUGCUAACUAUUAUAACCUUAGGAGACAUCUCCUCCUGUUGUUUUUGUUUAGCUACAGGUAUGUUCCUAUUGCCUGUCAUGAGGAGACUCAUUUCAGGGCUGGUUGGAUCCUCUUUGUGAAGGUAAAAUGAACUUGGAAGUAUUUUUAAAAAUACUGAGUAUCUUUUUAGAAAGAAACAAAUGUCCCUUCCCCCAGGAAUAGCAGAAAUCAAUCUGAAUCCCUCUCCAGUGCAAAGGCUGUUGAAUAAUUUAUUAUCUUUGGUUUUUUGUUUUGGUCAUAGAAAGAUGAACAAUGUAGCUAUUACAUAUCUUACUCAGGCUGAAGUCAAAAGAACUUGAGACAAUGUGAGACAACACUUGUGAACUUUCUGUCCCUCAGGUUAUCUUAGGUCAUUUAAUCCUGCGAUAGCCUAUGCUGAUGAAAGGGACUGAUACUAAGUUGGCUUACUUACUAAUGUCUCAGGAGACAGAGGACUUCUACUUCCUUGAUAGGUAGUGAGCAGAGAUUAAAGUCAGACAAGGUCAUCCUAUCCUGAUGUUAUGGUGAUCAGAAGUUUAACUCUGUUUGCUCUACUGCUAUUCUUUUAAAUCGCUGGUGCUGUUGUUUGCAGGUGGGAAGGAACAGCUUGGACUUUGAGGAACACUAAGUGUGUUGACCUUGUCCUGCUGUAGUGUUGCUGCUAGCUCUUUUUGGGACCAUCUGUUUUAAAAAGAAGUGCUGUAUGGCAGGCUUGCUGCAGCACAGCUGAGGGACAAGCAGCCAAUGACUAAAGCUGUUACGUGGGUCAUUGCUCUUGAAUAGUGGGGCUGGGAAGGUCUGUGUGAUGUAAAAGUCUUGCAAUGAAUUUUUUUUAUUUAUCAAGCAAACAAAACUGUGAACAAUUUGAAAUCCAUCUCAGCUAAGGGGGAAAAAAAAAAAAGGUCUUAUGGCUAAAAGUGACCUUCUACCCAUUAUAGGAGUGCAGUUUUGGAUUGCCAGCCUGGGCUCUGGCAGCUGAGCCAGUUGUCACCCCCUAGAGCCAGGGAUACAAAUGGCAUCAUUCAUUGUCCCUGUUUUCAACAGAACUGCAAAGUGGAAAAGUUUUGUCUUUUUAUUAACAGUGGAUAUAUUCCUCCUUAUUUUUGAUUACCAGAAAUGAAUUUUGAGAAGAGGAUUACAAAUAACUGUGAAGUAUCAAUCUAAGUAAAUUGGUAGCUGUACUCAGCAUAUCAAAUUGCCCCUUUUGACUUCAACAAUUGUUCUGUGCGGGAGAUGGUUGGCAUGUUUGUGAAAUGGCAUCAAGAGCCAUUAUAGGGUGGCAAACACGUCCCUGUGACUAAUUGAGUUACGUGUCAUUUAUAACUGGAGAACCUGUAGGGUUUUGUUUUCUCUCAGAGCUUUAGUGAUAUUUCAAUUUGUGACUAGAAGAGCUGGAAUUAGGUUUUAAACUUUUUUAAACCUGUAAGAACUGUUUAGGUAACCAUCUGUCUUGUAGCUGCAAUAAGUGUGUGUAUGCAACUACAUGACUCUAGAGUGGAUUCAUUGAGGUCAAGUGUAGGCUGUUUGAUUUAUAACCAACUCCUCCACUCUGUAUUGAAAUCUCAUAUUGUAAUUUUACGUUAUUAAUGUAUCUACCUAGGACCUCAAAUACAAAAUGUUUUUAUUGUAUAAUAGGUGAUGGAAAUACUGUCUUUAAAACCAUCAAAGCUGAGAAGGUAAGACUUAUGGGCUGUGGCCACAUCCCUACAGUGCUAGUAUUUAGGUAACAUAUUUAUAUGGGAGACUACAAAAUCAUAUUAACUAUGCUCAGCAAUUAUACUCUUCUCGAGGCUUCUCUUUCCCUUCUCUUCACUGCCCUAAAGCUAAUAAGCCCUUUCAUUUAAAGGUAUUUUUGCACUCCAAAAUGUACGUUUUAAAGUUCAAUGCCUUUGGACAUCAGUGUGCUGUGCAAUCUUUUCUGUCUCCCUGCAGUGCCAGCUGUUUUUAUGUGGUAAAUGUAAUUGGGAACAUGGACUGGGUACUUUUCUUUUGUAAACCUCUGUCUUGGAGGUAUGCAAGGGAACAAACACCUGUAAGACAGGUGUCUAAUCUGUAUGAGGGAGCUAGAUAUGCAUUGCAUGGCCUGAUUACAUGAACAGCCAGUGAACCAACGGUUAGUGCUUUUGCUUUUACAAACUCAUCUGGAAACAGUUAUCUUGGAUGUUUUUUUUCUUCAAUGGACCUUCAUGUUUUCUAUUGCAAUCUUGUGAAUAUUUUAAUACACUUUUUUUUUUCCCCCUUA
Messenger RNA from Columba livia (rock pigeon), 7057 nucleotides. It is a transcript of the gene MPZL1, whose product is annotated as myelin protein zero like 1. Gene Ontology annotation, cellular component: focal adhesion; plasma membrane; cell surface. Bases 187 to 1302 code for a protein of 371 amino acids. Lineage: Eukaryota; Metazoa; Chordata; Aves; Columbiformes; Columbidae. The record is from RefSeq and is a predicted model, not a curated record. The transcript has 7 exons.